AUGGCCCAUUCACAGAGCAAUCCCGUAAGCCGGCUGGCUGGCCAUGGCAACAGCUCUUUGUAUGCUGCUUCGGAGUACUCGGCUUCUGAGAUUGACCCUAAAGAGGAGACUUGGGAGGACUGGGAGAACGAUGAUGAAUUCAAUGAAGAGGCCAAAUGUUUGUUCUGUACCAAGGUUUUCGAAAUUCCCGAGGAAGCUUUUGGUCAUUGCAAGGAGCACGGUUUUGACUUUUUGGCAGUGAAGCGAGCACUCGACCUUGAUUUUUACAAGUGCAUUCGUAUGCUCAACUACAUCAGAAAGCAAGUCAAGGAGAACCCUGAACUUGCAAACACAAAAGAGUACAAGCUGACUGGAAAAGAGACAUUCUGGGAAGACGAUACUCUUUUGCAGCCUGUUCUUGAAGAUGAUGCUCUUCUUCAUGCAUUUGAAGAACUUGAGAUUAUUGAAGAGGAAGAAGAGAAGGCAAAGGGUAACCCAGUACGUAAAUUCAACCCUGAAUCAGUCGAUCUGUCAUUUAUUGUGCCUACCACAGAGCUUGAACAUAGUCUGCUUCAGCUGGUAAAGCACUCUCAGGAUAAGGCUAAGGCUGUUGAGGAACAGUUUAACGAAUACAAGGCAAUGAUCAGACGUACAUUUUUUGAGGAUCAGGGUGAAGAUGAGAGAAAUGCACGCAACAUGGCUGAUCCUAAUGUCCUCUUGGCAACUGCAACUGGAAAUGUCCCCUGGAACAUUCUUUAA
Molecule: messenger RNA, 738 nt
Organism: Phycomyces blakesleeanus NRRL 1555(-)
Lineage: Eukaryota; Fungi; Mucoromycota; Mucoromycetes; Mucorales; Phycomycetaceae
Product: C2H2-type zinc finger transcription factor
Exons: 6
Coding region: 1-738 (245 amino acids)
Source: RefSeq, a predicted model, not a curated record